Messenger RNA from Plasmopara halstedii, 1782 nucleotides. Its product is annotated as transmembrane. The coding region runs from base 1 to 1782 and encodes 593 amino acids. NCBI's taxonomy places the organism in Eukaryota, Oomycota, Peronosporomycetes, Peronosporales, Peronosporaceae. The record is from RefSeq and is a predicted model, not a curated record. The transcript has a single exon.
AUGGGCGUGCCGCCCAGUCACAAGGAGGGCGGCCAGUUCUACAGUGUCACUUCUGUAUACACUAACUCAGUGCAGGAAUCCAUCUAUAGUGGUAUAGAACAUGGUCUUUCGAGUAUCAACAUGACACAGGGACCUGACGGACGCAAUAGUCUUGAUAGUCUUGAGCCCACAGCUAUGUUAGGCAACAAUCGUUUUGUGGCAGGUAGCAAGUUUUUCAACUAUCAACAAUUUGGGGCACUACGAAAAGGUGGCAGUGUGACUCUCUUUUCCGCCUCGUAUUACGGCGUGUUAGUUGCUACAGCACAGAGUAGUCUCAUCUAUGCUGUUCUUCGAUAUUGCAUGCGUCCGACAUUAAUGCACUCGCUUCAGCUUCAGCGAUCCGAGAGUUCUGUCGUUAUCGAGUGUCUUUUAAAUAUUCCAACAACGCUCAGUUUUUUUCUUGGUCUAAUGUCGGACGUUAUGCCGAUCAGCGGAUACCGACGCAAGUCAUACAUGAUAAUUGGUACAUUAUUGAGUUUUCUUAUGUGUACGGGUUUAAUGAUACUCUCUGCGACUGUGGAUGUGAAUGGAUCUACAGAAGAUGGACUCAGCAGUUACAUCAUUUAUUAUAUAGUGCUCAUCAUGGGUGCCACUUUUGGUACUAUGCUCAGCAAGAUUGCCACGGAUGCUCGCGUCAUUGAACUAUCACAACGAGAGCCUCUUACAAGACGCGGUACUUUGCAGAUCAAUUAUUUACUCUUCCGUGCUGGUAUCGAAUGGAUUGGACUUUGGGUGUCUGCUAUACUUGUCCACUUUGACGACGUUGUUGAGCAGAAUUAUGCGUUGCGAGUUGAUCCGUUUUGGGCAUACGCAGUACUAGCAUUAUUAAGUCUAGUACCAGUGCCAUUUGUUGUACGCAAUUGUUCUGAGCGAAAAAUUCGAGCUGAGCCUAGUUUAUUGCACGGAAUUGCCGUCGAAGAAGGCGGUGAUGGAACGACAACAAUGCCAGUUCUUACCAGUGCUUGGAUUAAAGCAUUUUUUCGCAUGUGUCAACAACGGGCUGUAUGGCAACUCGUGCUAUUUCAGUGUCUCAUAUUGACGACUACGCGUUUUUCCUUUGGCUCGGCUAAUGCUGUCUUUGUACGAAUGGCAAAUUUGGACCCAGACACAACACUUGUAACCAACGCAUUAAAACACGUGACGACAAUGGCUUCAAUGGUCUUGUGGAAAAUUCUAUGGCUUAAUUCUUCGUGGCGAAAAUGUGUAUGUUUCGGUAUCGCUAUUAUGGUCAUUUCCCAGACUUUUCGCGCUUUUAUGAUGAUUUACGUACCGUCGAUUCGUACUCAAGCAUUUUACGAUACACUUGGAUGUAUAUCUGGAUUUUCAGAUGGAAUUAUCACGAUAUUCUCGCUUAUACCUGCAACAGAAAUUGCUGAAAAUGGAUCAGAGGGGGCAACUCAGGGUAUGUUGCUGUCAUUUCGAAGUACAAUUGCAAUUGCCAUGCGUACUUUAAGUGGUGAUUGGUUAUCAGACUUGGCUCCAGUCACUUUAGAUGAUGGAACCAAUCAUCUUUUACUUUUAUUGUUAGUUCUGAUUGGGUUUGCUGUUCAUACCAUGUCAUUAUUCUCAGUUCUUCUUCUUCCUCGUCAAAAACUUGAUGCCCAACAAUUGCGCGUUUAUGGUGGAUAUAGUAAGACUGCGUGUAUUGCAAUUUGGAGUAUUUUUAUUGUUGUUUUCGCAUAUGCAAUGGUUGUAAACAUCGAUGCUGUUGCAGACAUGGCCAAACGAGUUGACGAACAUUGA